ACUCUGGGAAGAAGGCGGUGGCGGUGAAAGGCGGGGGCGCCGUGGGGGCCGGGCCGGUGUUUACACAGCGGCGGGCGGGCGCGGACGCAGAACCCGGCGCGGCGGCGGCGGCGGCAGGAUGGUCAUGGCGCAUUUCGUCGAGAAUUUUUGGGGGGAAAAAAAUAGCGGCUUUGAUGUCCUUUACCAUAAUAUGAAACAUGGACAGAUAUCAACAAAAGAACUAGCAGAUUUUGUAAGAGAAAGAGCUACAAUAGAAGAGGCAUACUCCAGGUCAAUGACAAAACUAGCAAAAUCUGCAAGCAAUUAUUCACAACUUGGAACAUUUGCCCCAGUGUGGGAUGUGUUCAAAACAUCUACAGAGAAAUUAGCUAAUUGUCACUUGGAUCUUGUUAGAAAACUACAAGAACUAAUAAAGGAAGUUCAGAAGUAUGGAGAAGAACAAGUAAAGUCUCAUAAAAAGACUAAAGAAGAAGUUGCAGGAACUCUGGAAGCUGUUCAAACCAUUCAGAGCAUAACUCAGGCCCUCCAGAAGUCCAAGGAAAAUUACAAUGCCAAGUGCGUAGAACAGGAACGUUUGAAAAAGGAAGGAGCUACACAAAGAGAAAUAGAAAAGGCAGCUGUUAAAUCUAAGAAAGCUACAGAUACCUAUAAACUCUAUGUGGAAAAAUAUGCAUUAGCAAAAGCUGAUUUUGAACAGAAAAUGACAGAAACGGCUCAGAAAUUUCAAGACAUUGAAGAAACUCAUCUCAUUCACAUAAAGGAAAUUAUAGGAUCCUUGUCAAAUGCUGUAAAGGAAAUUCAUUUGCAGAUAGGCCAGGUCCAUGAAGAAUUUAUAAAUAACAUGGCUAACACUACAGUUGAAAGCUUGAUACAAAAAUUUGCUGAGUCAAAAGGCACUGGGAAAGAAAGACCUGGCCUUAUUGAAUUUGAAGAAUGUGACCCUGCUAGUGCAGUUGAAGGUAUAAAACCAAGGAAAAGAAAGACUUUUGGUUUGCCAGGAAUAAUUAAAAAGGAAAAGGAUGCAGAGUCUGUGGAAUGCCCUGAUGCAGAUUCACUUAACAUUCCUGAUGUAGAUGAAGAAGGCUAUAGUAUAAAACCAGAAGCAAAUCAGAAUGAUACCAAAGAGAACCAUUUCUACUCAUCUAGUGAUUCUGAUUCUGAAGAUGAAGAACCAAAGAAGUAUCGGAUAGAAAUCAAACCUAUGCAUCCAAAUAACUCACAUCAUACAAUGGCUUCCUUGGAUGAAUUAAAAGUGUCUAUUGGAAAUAUAACACUCUCCCCAGCAAUAUCUAGACACAGCCCAGUAAGUGCAAGAUUUUACGCUUUUAUCUAUUUGACCUUAAAAAAAAUAGUAAUG
Molecule: messenger RNA, 1357 nt
Organism: Pteronotus mesoamericanus
Lineage: Eukaryota; Metazoa; Chordata; Mammalia; Chiroptera; Mormoopidae
Product: F-BAR domain only protein 2
Exons: 14
Biological process (GO): synaptic vesicle endocytosis; clathrin-dependent endocytosis; clathrin coat assembly
Cellular component (GO): clathrin-coated pit; clathrin-coated vesicle; cytoplasm
Source: RefSeq, a predicted model, not a curated record